Molecule: messenger RNA, 392 nt
Organism: Emys orbicularis (European pond turtle)
Lineage: Eukaryota; Metazoa; Chordata; Testudines; Emydidae
Gene: S100A13
Product: S100 calcium binding protein A13
Exons: 2
Coding region: 46-336 (96 amino acids)
Biological process (GO): positive regulation of canonical NF-kappaB signal transduction; positive regulation of cell population proliferation
Cellular component (GO): perinuclear region of cytoplasm
Molecular function (GO): calcium ion binding; RAGE receptor binding; calcium-dependent protein binding
Source: RefSeq, a predicted model, not a curated record
GCCCCGCCCGCCCCUGGGCAGCGGAGCCCAGCUCUCCCCGGCACCAUGGCCGCGUGCGAGCUGACCGAACUGGAGACAGCCAUUGAGAAAAUCGUCAGCAUCUUCUUUACCUACGCGGCCCGGGAGGGCAAGAAGGGGACGCUGACGGCGGGGGAGUUCAAGGAGCUGGUCACACUGCAGCUACCCAACCUCAUGAAGGACGUGGGCUCCCUGGAUGAGAAGAUGAGCAGCCUGGACGUGAACAACGACGAGGAGCUGAAGUUCAGCGAGUACUGGCGGCUGAUCGGGGAGCUGGCCAAGGACAUCAAGAGGGAGAAAGUGGGGAAGAAGAAGUGACCGGGGGUAGGAAGGGCUGGAGGGGCUUCCUGGGCUGCUCGGGGCCGACCUGCUCA